AUGCCACCCAAACAAUUCCCCUACCGACGGAGCUCCAAUGCCUCGGAAGAUGACUUCUUCGACAUCCCCGACGAGCCAUGUCUCUCCAUAGUCAAGCGCCAACUACGACAUAUCCGAACAUGGGUCACGGUCGCCCUCAUCGUGCUCUUUAUACUGUGGCAACGCCGUGAACGUCCUCCACCGCCGCCCCUACCACAUAUCCACUACGACGAGGUAGACUGGUCGCGCUUUGCCUACACCCAGUAUGCAACCAACGAGGCAUACAUGUGUAAUUGCCUGAUGGUAUUCGAGGCGUUGCAUAGACUUGGCAGUAAGGCGGACCGCGUGCUGUUUUACCCCGAAGAGUGGGACCUUGUUGUCGAGGAUGAUUAUGAUCGCGUUAGCCAGUUAUUACUUGAGGCUAAACACAAGUACAAGGUGCUGCUGAUCCCCAUCAAGAUCGAGGGAAUCCAGGAUGAAUCGCGCUCUGAUUCCCAGGCUUCGUGGGAUACUAGCACCGCUAAGCUCAUGGCCUUUGGCGAGCACGAAUACGACCGCGUUAUCCACCUCGACUCGGACGUAAUCCUCUUCCAGACAAUGGACGAGCUCUUCUUCCUCCCACCUACCACUGCUGCCAUGCCACGGGCCUACUGGCUUCUCCCGGACAAAGUUCUUUCGUCACUGUUGGUGGUCAUUGAACCCUCUCUCCACGAAUACCUCGCCUUGACCGAGGCGACCACGCUCGCUCAAAACGGUCAAGUUAAUGUGAACCUGACAGAACACCGCUACGACAUGGAGUUAUUGAACAGGCGGUACGGGGACUCGGCGAUGGUCCUCCCGCAUCGGCAAUAUGGUCUAUUGACCGGCGAGUUCCGAAAUAAGGACCAUCGCAAUUUCCUGGGGAAUGAUGAUGAGGUUUGGGAUCCUGAUCAUGUCCUGGCGCAGGCUAAAUUCGUGCACUUUUCGGAUUGGCCACUACCGAAGCCGUGGAUUAUGUGGCCGCAGGAAAUGUUGGCGGCCGAGCAGCCUAAGUGUGAUAAUAAUCCUGGCACGCCGCAGGAGAGUGGAUGUCGGGACCGGGAGGUUUGGAAAAUGAUCUAUGAUAAAUAUCGGCGACAACGAAAGGAUGUCUGUAAGUUGCUCAGUUACCCAGCGCCGGUUUGA
Molecule: messenger RNA, 1143 nt
Organism: Penicillium coprophilum
Lineage: Eukaryota; Fungi; Ascomycota; Eurotiomycetes; Eurotiales; Aspergillaceae
Exons: 3
Coding region: 1-1143 (380 amino acids)
Molecular function (GO): glycosyltransferase activity
Source: RefSeq, a predicted model, not a curated record